AUGGCGGCGGGCGUGGCGGCCUGGCUGCCGUUCGCGCGCGCCGCGGCCAUCGGCUGGAUGCCCGUGGCCUCGGGGCCCAUGCCCGCGCCCCCGCGGCAGGAGCGCGAGCGGACUCAGGACGCCCUGAUCGUGCUCAACGUGAGCGGCACCCGCUUCCAGACGUGGCAGGACACCCUGGAGCGCUACCCGGACACGCUGCUGGGCAGCUCGGAGCGGGACUUCUUCUACCACCCCGAGAGCCAGCAGUACUUCUUCGACCGCGACCCCGACAUCUUCCGGCACAUCCUCAACUUCUACCGCACGGGGAAGCUGCACUACCCGCGCCACGAGUGCAUCUCGGCCUACGACGAGGAGCUGGCCUUCUUCGGCCUCAUCCCCGAGAUCAUCGGCGACUGCUGCUACGAGGAGUACAAGGACCGGCGGCGGGAGAACGCCGAGCGGCUGCAGGACGACGCGGACACGGACACGGGCGGGGAGAGCGCGCUGCCCAGCAUGACCGCGCGCCAGAGGGUGUGGCGCGCCUUCGAGAACCCGCACACCAGCACCAUGGCGCUCGUCUUCUACUACGUGACCGGCUUCUUCAUCGCCGUGUCGGUCAUCGCCAACGUGGUGGAGACCGUGCCGUGCGGGGCCAGCCCGGGCCACGCCAAGGAGCUGCCGUGCGGGGAGCGCUACGCCGUGGCCUUCUUCUGCCUGGACACCGCGUGCGUCAUGAUCUUCACCGUGGAGUACCUGCUGCGCCUGGCCGCCGCCCCCAGCCGCUACCGCUUCGUGCGCAGCGUCAUGAGCAUCAUCGACGUGGUGGCCAUCCUGCCCUACUACAUCGGGCUGGUGAUGACGGACAACGAGGACGUCAGCGGGGCCUUCGUCACGCUGCGGGUCUUCCGCGUCUUCCGCAUCUUCAAGUUCUCCCGCCACUCGCAGGGCCUGCGCAUCCUGGGGUACACGCUCAAGAGCUGCGCCUCCGAACUGGGCUUCCUGCUCUUCUCGCUCACCAUGGCCAUCAUCAUCUUUGCCACCGUCAUGUUCUACGCCGAGAAGGGGUCUUCGGCAGCAAGUUCACCAGCAUCCCCGCGGCCUUCUGGUAUACCAUCGUCACCAUGACAACGCUAGGGUUGCUGACGGAGCUGGAGUCCCCUUCUUGGUGGCCAUUUAGUUCCAAGCUUUGGAAGAUGCCAGCAGAAACAAACCCCAAGGAAAGCACCUCAAUGGCUAGUCCCAAAGUUCUUGGAAAAGAAGGGGUAGU
Messenger RNA from Canis lupus familiaris (dog), 1246 nucleotides. RefSeq names its product potassium voltage-gated channel subfamily D member 2-like. The coding region runs from base 1 to 1104 and encodes 367 amino acids. NCBI's taxonomy places the organism in Eukaryota, Metazoa, Chordata, Mammalia, Carnivora, Canidae. Gene Ontology annotation, biological process: potassium ion transmembrane transport; protein homooligomerization. The transcript is spliced from 2 exons. Gene Ontology annotation, molecular function: protein binding; voltage-gated monoatomic ion channel activity involved in regulation of postsynaptic membrane potential; A-type (transient outward) potassium channel activity. The record is from RefSeq and is a predicted model, not a curated record. Gene Ontology annotation, cellular component: membrane; voltage-gated potassium channel complex.